CCUUUCCGCCCGUCUUUCCAUGGUUUUUAUGGGGUUUUCUCUCUCCUCUUUUCAGUAAUUAUUUUUUCUCAGGAGAAGUAAAGAAAAAGGCAAGUGAAUCCUUCACCGAUCUGUGGAAAUUCAUCUUUUUUUAUUCUCCUCGGAUUUCACCUCCUGCAAUUGUAAGAGAUUCGGAAUUUUAUUUUAUUUUGGGAUAUUUGCUGGUUUUUUUGUGGAAUUUGGUGAAUUACAGGGCUUGUUUGGGUUACCUAGGGUUUUUUUUUUUCUGAUCGAGAAUACUUGUGAUUUGGGUUAGAUCUGCAAAUUCUCGGUUUCUAGGGUUUUCUAAGCUUUUAAGACUGUAGGAUUUGGUGAAUUUGAGGGUUUUGAUAUGUGAAUUGUUGGAUAUUGGUGGAAUUGGAUUUUGGCGAUCGGCUGGGAAUCAGAUGGUGUAUGUUGCUUUGAUUUUGAUCGAUUGUGCGUUGUUAUCGUGUGUAUGUAUUUGAAUCGGCUGGGAGGGUUGUGAAUUGUGUGGGAAUUGAAGGGAAUGUAGUUUGCUUGUUUCAAAUGGCGUGUGGUUGAAAGAAUUGGUUGAAUUGAGGGUUUUUGUGUUUUCCUCUAUCGGUGGAUUCAUUAGGAUGUUUGAUGAUGAGAAGAUGGAUUUUCAUGAACAUUGAGGCUUUGAGAUUCUGGAGAUUGUAACUGAUGAGCAUUCACUGAAUUCUGGAUUGGGGUGGAUCAGGUUUUAGUUUUUUGGUUUUCUAUCUCUUACAAAUAACGGAUGGUUGGGUAUCUGAUCCAAUUUUGAAGGGUUUCAGCUUUGUAACUGGUGUAACGAAAUUUUGGGUCGUUUGAAUUUUGGGUUAUUUUGGAGGGUUUUAUGUGUGGAAAGGGUAAUGACUGCAGGGACUGAUUUAUCGCGUCCUUUUACUGUAUUAGAUGGUCGAUUCAGUAAUGAUAAUAGGCCACCCAUUGGCGAUGAGAACUCCGAGGCCCUGGAGAGCUUGAAACAGAUGAAUAUCGGGAAACCUCCUCGGCACCUUUCGGUCAUUCGGCAUUGCAUCAGCAGUGCUCAGCUGGUGGCUGAAGAUGAAUUGGAGUUGAAUAUUGAGAAUAUUGGCCCCAAAUCACCAGCAAAUGAGAAGUCUGUGUUUUUACCCAUUUUUCGCUCUGGGAGUUGUUCGGAUAAAGGACCCAAACAGUACAUGGAAGAUGAGCACUUAUGUAUAGAUAAUCUACUUGAACAUCUUGGAGAAGUUGCAAAUUUCCCGUCACCAGGGGCUUUCUAUGGGGUAUUUGAUGGCCAUGGUGGUUCAGAUGCAGCAUCUUUCAUCAGAAAGAACAUUCUUAAGUUUAUUAUUGAGGAUUCUCAUUUCCCCACUUGUGUGGAAAAGGCCAUUAGGAGUGCAUUUGUCAAUGCUGAUCGUGCCUUUGCUGAUACUUGUUAUCUUGACAGCUCCUCGGGCACCACAGCGCUGACUGCCCUUAUUUUCGGAAGGAUCAUGCUAAUCGCCAAUGUUGGCGAUUGCCGAGCCGUGUUGGGAAAACGUGGCAGGGCAAUUGAAUUGUCCAGAGAUCACAAACCCAACUGCACCAGUGAAAGAAUCAGGAUUGAGAAUCUGGGUGGCAUCAUCUACGACGGCUAUCUGAACGGCCAGCUGUCGGUAGCAAGGGCUCUUGGGGAUUGGCACAUGAAGGACCCUAAAGGCUCUGCCUGCCCAUUAAGUGCGGAGCCGGAGUUGCAGGAGACAAUCCUCACAGAGGAAGAUGAGUUUCUGAUAAUCGGCUGCGAUGGUCUAUGGGACGUGAUGAGUAGUCAAGGUGCUGUUACAAUAGCAAGGAAAGAGCUCAUGCUCCACAACGAUCCCGAGAGAUGCUCAAGAGAGCUGGUGAGGGAGGCACUUAGGCGGAACACAUGCGACAAUUUAACGGUCAUCAUCGUAUGUUUCUCCCCAGACCCGCCUCCUCGGAUAGAGAUUGCCAAAUCCCGAGUGCCGAGAAGUAUAUCAGCAGAGAGUCUGAAUUUUCUCAAGGGUGUUUUGAACAGCAAUGUAUGAAGGGAUGUAAAAUGUUUUUUAGUGGUUGGGUUUUAUGUGCUUUACUUCCUUUGGCCACCAAUAAAAGUUCCAGGAGUUGUGAUUA
Messenger RNA from Magnolia sinica, 2121 nucleotides. Its product is annotated as probable protein phosphatase 2C 27. Gene Ontology annotation, molecular function: protein serine/threonine phosphatase activity; cation binding. Gene Ontology annotation, biological process: protein dephosphorylation. Bases 876 to 2036 code for a protein of 386 amino acids. NCBI's taxonomy places the organism in Eukaryota, Viridiplantae, Streptophyta, Magnoliopsida, Magnoliales, Magnoliaceae. The transcript has 4 exons. The record is from RefSeq and is a predicted model, not a curated record.